GUGACAUUUCUUGACUCCAUUAUUUAAAGUCCAUGCUCUUUAUCAUUCUCAAAUUGACUCCCUACUCUGUUGUCUUAGGUGCCUCUAUUAUUCAAUACUGUGAACAACUUGCAUUCCCUGUGUUUAACAACAACUUAGUCGUUAAUGAGGCCGGGGAAGAUCUGAAGGCUGAACUUUUGAAUUGUCGGUGUAUCUUACCUCCACAGAGUGCCUUCUACAUGAUUUCGAAUGGAUAAGAAGCUAAAGUCUCCACUAGAAAGGCCAUCCUUUAGAAUGUUCCUCGUUGGUGAUGACUUCUCUCAGCAUCUGCCUAUACCACCUGCAUUUAUCAAGAACUUCAAUGGACGAAGACUUGGAAAAUGUACUCUCAGAGGCCCUAGUGGAAAAUGUUGGGCUGUGGAACUGGAACAGAGAUGGGAUGGCUUGUUCUUCCAUAAGGGUUGGCCUGGUUUUGUGAAGGAUCAUUUUAUAGAACUUGAGGACUUUCUGAUUUUCUAUUAUGAUGGUGGCUCAGAGUUUAAUGUCACCAUCUAUGAUAAAACUUGUUGCGAGAAGGAUGUAAAAGCAGCAGCCAAGAGGCCUGCAAGUGAUCAUUUGGCAGAAACAUCAACGGGGGGGGCCAUCUUGUUCAAAUCGGAGAAUGCGUUUUUUAUACAAACUUUGAAGUCCUAUAAUCUAUAUGCCAUGUUGAUUCCGAAGGAUAUAGCCAUAGCUGAAGGACUUAUGAGCUCUCAAGGCAUUUUGAUCAAAGAGACUAUAAUGCUUCAAGAUCAAACGGGGAGAUCAUGCCUUACUCACCUUUAUCUCAAGCCAGAUGGUCGUUUGAUGAUGACAGAAGGAUGGACAACAUGUCGGAAGGCAAACCAGAUUUCACUUGGGGACGACAUU
This is a messenger RNA of Prunus avium (sweet cherry), 888 nucleotides long. The record is from RefSeq and is a predicted model, not a curated record. Lineage: Eukaryota; Viridiplantae; Streptophyta; Magnoliopsida; Rosales; Rosaceae.